ACAAAGAGUGUGGUACCAUUUACAGAAAUACCUAUGCCUGAGUUGUUUGGACAUUCGUCGCCGGAGUCACUAGAGCCAUUAGUUGAAAGAAAAAAUAGUAUGCAAAGAAACAAAAUAUUAUCAGAUAUUGAACGCGUUAUUUUCCCCGGAAAGAUUAUGAGUGAUGUUGUUUAUGAUCUUGAUAUCGAAAUAAGAAAGAUUCCCCCACUCAGUUUUAACUCUCGAUUUGAAUGCGGAAAUCUUAGGAAAGUGAUAAGGGUAAGACCGCAGGAAUAUGAUAUUCUGCUCAACCCAGAUAUAAAUACAAAACAGCACCAUCAAUGGUUUUAUUUCGAGGUUAGAAAUAUGCUCAAGGGCAUUCGAUAUCAAUUCAACAUUAUUAACUGUAUCAAGAAAAAUAGCCAAUUUAAUUAUGGAAUGCAACCUGUAUUUUAUUCGGCCUAUGACGCUAUCAAUAAAGGCGUCGGUUGGAUCAGAUUGGGAAGUAAUAUCUGCUAUUAUAAAAAUCACUUUCCUCGUAGCAUUGCUGCAGGAGGUGGUGGCAUGAAAUCAUAUUAUACGAUGAGUUUUGCAAUUGACUUCCCACAUAGCGAUGAUACCUGCUUUUUAGCAUAUCAUUUUCCAUAUACGUAUUCUACCAUGAAGGUACAUUUAGAACAUAUUCGAAACGUUGCCGAUAAUAACUCCAUUUACUUCAAAUGUCAAGAGCUUUGUUUAACUCUAAACGGCAAUGUUUGUAACUUGAUGACCAUUACAAAUAGUCCGAAUAAAGAAAGACUUAAUGAUGACAAAUAUGUUCCUAGAAGACCUUACAUAUUUCUUUCUGCUAGAGUACAUCCAGGCGAAAGCAAUUCGAGCUGGAUUAUGAAAGGCUUACUUGAUUUCAUUACGAGCGAUGAUGAUUGUGCGAUACAACUUAGAGAGAGUUAUAUCUUCAAGAUAAUUCCUAUGCUAAAUCCUGAUGGAGUUGUUAACGGAUGCCACCGAUGUUCACUUUCGGGUCAUGAUUUAAACCGAUGUUGGAUAUCGCCCGAUCCACGAAUACAUCCCACUAUUUAUCAUACGAAGGGACUAAUACAGUACAUGGUCACUAUUGGUAAAUCACCUUUGAUAUUUUGUGAUUUUCAUGGGCAUUCUCGUAGAAAGAAUAUUUUUACAUAUGCUUGUUAUCCAUAUACGAAUACUAAUCAUCGAGCUGAGGAUCAAAUGCUUCGAGCACUUCCAAGAGCUCUCCAGGAGGUUUCGCCAGUCUUUUCGUAUCAGUUAUGUAGUUUUGCGGUAGAAAAGUGUAAAGAAUCGACUGCUCGUGUUGUUCUUUGGAGAGAGCUCUGCAUUUUGCGCAGUUAUACCAUGGAGAGUACUUAUUGUGGUAUGGAUCAAGGAGUUUACAAGGGAUACCACAUUAAUACUACAGCUUUAGAGGACAUGGGAAAGGAUUUUUGUAGGGGUUUACUAAAAAUGAAAGAUUUAUCUUUACGGAAAGUGCCUAGGUGA
This is a messenger RNA of Trichoplax adhaerens, 1494 nucleotides long. RefSeq lists its product as uncharacterized. The transcript has 13 exons. Gene Ontology annotation, biological process: proteolysis; protein side chain deglutamylation; C-terminal protein deglutamylation. NCBI's taxonomy places the organism in Eukaryota, Metazoa, Placozoa, Uniplacotomia, Trichoplacea, Trichoplacidae. Gene Ontology annotation, molecular function: metallocarboxypeptidase activity; zinc ion binding. The record is from RefSeq and is a predicted model, not a curated record. The annotation marks the transcript as partial.